Messenger RNA from Zootermopsis nevadensis, 1359 nucleotides. Lineage: Eukaryota; Metazoa; Arthropoda; Insecta; Blattodea; Termopsidae. The record is from RefSeq and is a predicted model, not a curated record.
UGACUGUAUGAUGGGGCGGGGGCAGUGGGGGCCACAGAUCGCCGUGGUUGUUGUAGUGCAUAGAUAAUACCAUCAUAUCUAAUUUGUGUCGAAGGAAGAUGUCGUUCCGUUUUUGCAAUGCAAUCACGUGAAGGGCAAUUUAGUUCGUGAGGUGUGACGUUUCCCUUUAUGAAAAAGAACUGAAUAUUUAGGUUUUAACACAUAGUUGCUGAGGAACGAACGCAUAAUAUAAAAACAUUUUGGCAAGUGUUGUGUUACUGGCGUGGAAUACAUAUUUUUCCCACGUGCAAGACGGAUUCGGAUUUGGAUUUUAUAUUGGGUUACAAGCCUGACGUGACGGACUGUCGUGUCUUAUGUCAUGUCUGUGGUUGCUGUGAAAUACCACAAAAAGUGGCACUCGUCCAGUAUUGAAAUCUGAAUAGUCCAACUUAAAGUGUCUGAGUCAUGUACCCGCAGCGUCCUUUGCCGCGCCACAUCACAGCACUGUACGUGGUUGCCGUUGCUAGUUGCGUGGCGCUCUUCGGCCACGGUGUCGCCCUGGUGGGUGCAGAUGUACUGGUUUAUUCAAUUGAUUACCAUGAAGAACCAGAGAUGGAAUUCAAAGAUCUCCCUGCACAAUUUGGAGACCCAAUUCCGAUAGAAGGUUUGAAGGGCCUGGUCGUGAUGGCUGACCCCGCGCAAGCCUGUUCAGAUAUUCGGGAACCUCCCGAUUAUCCCAACUUCUUGGGAAAUUGGAUAGUUCUGAUACAGCGCUAUGGCUGUUCGUUUGAGGAGAAAGUGCGCGCAGCGCAACACGCCAACUAUAAUGCUGCAAUUGUUCACAAUGUGAAUUCAAGCGAACUGGAACCUAUGUCAGCCAAGAAUCCAGUGGGUAUCUUUAUCCCGUCGUUGUUUGUCGGCGAAGAGGCAGGCUUGAUUCUGAACGGAAGCUACCAAUACACGACGGGGUCUUUCGUCUUAAUUAAUGAUGAGCAGACUUUCAACAUCAGCACGCAUCUGCUGAUCCCAUUUGCCAUUGUCGUUGGGAUUUGUUCCCUCAUCAUGGUUGUCUUCAUGGUUGUGAAGUGUGUCAAAGACUUCCGUCGCCAACGCCGUCAUCGUCUCCCUAGGUCUUCUUUACGUAAGAUUCCAACAGCCAAAUUCUCUAAGGGUGACCCGUAUGAAACGUGCGCCAUCUGCCUUGAGGAUUACCAGGAAGGAGAGAAGCUGCGUAUAUUGCCUUGUUCUCAUGGUACGUUGCUUUUCGUUCGCUGGUUGUGUCUACCCACGUACAUUAAAAGUGCUGGGUAUUGUGUGUAUAGGUACAGAGAAAAGGCAUGGAGUCUUGGUCACUGUAGGUGGUGAUGCUUCUAGAUUUUG